Trematosphaeria pertusa is the source of this 3812-nucleotide messenger RNA. Its product is annotated as NAD(P) transhydrogenase-like protein. The transcript has 8 exons. Lineage: Eukaryota; Fungi; Ascomycota; Dothideomycetes; Pleosporales; Trematosphaeriaceae. Gene Ontology annotation, biological process: NADPH regeneration; proton transmembrane transport. Gene Ontology annotation, molecular function: NAD binding; NADP binding. Gene Ontology annotation, cellular component: mitochondrial inner membrane. The coding region runs from base 270 to 3623 and encodes 1117 amino acids. The record is from RefSeq and is a predicted model, not a curated record.
GAUCCCGCCGUCCAGCUUCCCCGCACGCGAGCCUUGGAACCCCACACAACCCUUGAAACGAGAGUGUACGUCCGGCCAGGACGCGUGACACGCGGAAGAAGCGCGGCCGAAACGGCUGGUUUAUGUACCUACCGGCUCGCAAACCGUGGCAGCUUCUGCUGUCCUUCACCCUCCGCGCCUGAGCUCUACGAACCGUGUUUCCACGGUCUGUCGUAGCAGAUGCGGGUUCCCGGUUUCUCCUUUGCAUCUCCGAGACACCUCCGCCCAGCAUGAGCUCCUCCAAUUGCCUGGCGGGCUACCGGCUGGUUGCCUUUGGCCCGCGCCUGAGGCUCUGCGCUUCCACGCUCGCCUUCCGGACGACACCAAUUGUCCAGCAGGAGUACACCACUAAGCGCGUCAAGCCACUGCAACCGAAUGCACGCGUCCGGAGCCUAGCCCGCCCGCGACCGCUGUACCUGCAGACGCAUGUUCCGCACAUUCCCACCACGGCUGUCGCCCGCUAUGCAUCCCUUGCUUCGGAGCCGCAUGACGAGGAGAUCCCGACCUCCCCGCCCUUCACCGCCGGUCCGUAUUCGACCCUGACCAUCGGUAUCCCCAAGGAGAGCUACCCCGGCGAACGCCGUGUCGCGAUAACGCCGCAGAAUGUCCAGCUGCUGCUGAAGAAGGGCUUCUCUCGCGUCUUGAUCGAGCGUGGAGCGGGUCUGGAGGCGCAAUUCACGGAUGAGGCGUACGAGCAGGUCGGCGCUAAGACCGUCGACCGCAGGAGCGUCUUCUCGGAGAGUGACAUUCUUCUCAAAGUUCGUGCGCUCAGCAUCGAUGGCGCUGAUAGCGAGGUGGACGCCAUUCGUGAGGGCGCCACCGUGAUUUCUUUCCUUUACCCAAUGCAGAAUAAGCCUGUCGUAGAUAGACUUGCGGACCGCAAAGCUACUGCAUUUGCUAUGGACAUGGUUCCGCGCAUUUCUCGAGCCCAAGUAUUUGACGCAUUGAGUUCCAUGGCCAAUAUCGCUGGUUAUAAGGCCGUCUUGGAAGCUUCGAACCAGUUCGGACGUUUCCUCACUGGCCAGGUCACUGCAGCGGGAAAGAUUCCUCCCUGCAAGGUUCUCGUCAUCGGAGCUGGUGUAGCUGGCUUGAGCGCAAUCGCAACGGCCCGCCGGAUGGGUGCCAUCGUCCGCGGUUUCGACACCCGAUCGGCAGCUCGCGAGCAAGUACAAUCCCUUGGCGCAGAAUUCAUCGAAGUCGAGAUUGAAGAGGAGGGGUCCGGCACGGGUGGCUACGCGAAAGAGAUGUCCAAGGAGUUCAUCGAAGCCGAGAUGAAACUGUUCCAUGAGCAGUGCCGCGAGGUCGACAUUGUCGUCACUACAGCAUUGAUUCCUGGCAAGCCCGCUCCGAAGCUCAUCACAAAAGCCAUGCUUGCUUCGAUGAGGCCUGGUUCAGUGAUUGUAGAUCUCGCAGCCGAAGCUGGUGGCAACUGCGAAGCGACGGUUCCGGGGAAAUUGGCGAAAUACCAUGGAGUAACAAUAAUCGGCUAUACUGAUCUCCCCUCCCGCCUACCGACGCAAUCAUCCACGCUCUACUCGAACAACAUCACCAAGUUCCUGCUCUCUCUUGUCCCAAAAGACAAGAAAGAAAAGUACUACGACGUCGAUCUCGAAGAUGAAGUCACCCGCGGAGCCAUCGUCACGUACAACGGUAAGGUCAUUCCGCCAGCGCCUCGUCCCGCUCCUCCGCCCGCACCAGCUGCCAAAGCGCCUUCACCAGCAGAUCAAGUUGCCAACAUUGUUCAAUUGACACCGUGGCAAAGCCAGACGCGCGAAGUUGCCGGUGUCACGGCGGCGAUGAGCACUGCGGUCGCCCUUGGAAAAUUCACCGGUCCUAUGUUCAUGUCGAACGCGUUCACCUUUGCCCUAGCUAGUUUGAUCGGAUACCGGGUCGUCUGGGGUGUCGCUCCGGCUUUGCACUCCCCACUCAUGUCCGUCACCAACGCUAUUUCCGGUAUGGUUGGAAUAGGAGGAUUCUUCGUCAUGGGCGGCGGUUACCUGCCUGAGACUAUUCCACAGACUCUGGGCGCCUUAUCAGUUCUUCUGGCUUUCGUCAACGUAUCGGGAGGCUUCGUCAUCACCAAGCGCAUGCUGGACAUGUUCAGGCGCCCCACCGACCCUCCUGAAUACCCCUGGCUUUACGCGAUUCCGGCGGUUUUGUUCGGUGGAGGAUAUUUCGCUGCGGCUAGCACGGGAAUGGCUGGUCUGGUCCAGGCCGGCUAUCUUGUCAGUAGUGUCCUCUGCGUGAGCUCACUCUCUGGACUCGCUUCUCAGACUACGGCUCGUCGCGGGAACCUCCUCGGUAUCCUCGGUGUCUUCUCCGGUAUCCUCGCCUCUCUAGCGGCCGUCGGAUUUGCACCGGAUGUUCUCGCGCAGUUCGCUGGCCUUGCCACGGUUGGAACCAUCGCCGGUAUGGUCAUUGGACGAAGGAUUACACCUACGUCGCUUCCGCAGACAGUCGCUGCUCUGCACUCCGUUGUCGGUCUAGCCGCCGUGCUCACCAGCAUUGGUAGCGUUUUGGGCCACGGCGGUGACAUCUCCACCCUACACAUGGUUAGCGCCUAUCUGGGAGUCCUGAUCGGUGGAGUAACAUUCACCGGGAGUAUCGUCGCUUUCCUCAAGCUAGCCGCAAAGAUCUCCUCUCGACCCUUGAUCCUCCCAGGACGCCAUGUCAUCAACUCCUCGCUUCUCGGCGCCAACAUAGCGACAAUGGGUGCAUUCUUAACCUAUGCCCCUGGAGCACCGCUUAUAGGUGCUGCAUGCCUGACCGCAAAUGCGGCACUCAGCUUCAUCAAAGGAUACACGACUACCGCUGCAAUAGGCGGCGCUGACAUGCCCGUCGUCAUCACAGUGCUGAACGCCUAUUCUGGAUUCGCACUGGUAGCCGAAGGCUUCAUGUUGGAUAACUCGCUACUAACAACCGUCGGCGCGCUCAUUGGUGUCUCAGGUUCCAUCCUCUCGUACAUUAUGUGCGUCGCCAUGAACCGCUCGCUGACAAACGUGCUCUUCGGCGGCAUCGCAUCGACGCCACAGACGCAAGCGAAGAUAGAAGGAGAAGUGACUAAGACGACCGCGGUAGAGACUGCAGAAGCAUUAGCGAACGCUGAGAACGUCAUCAUCGUCGUCGGCUACGGCAUGGCCGUCGCCAAAGCGCAAUACGCCAUCUCCGACUUCGUCAAGCACCUCCGCUCGCGCGGCGUGAACGUGCGCUUCGCCAUCCACCCGGUCGCCGGCCGCAUGCCGGGCCAAUGCAACGUGCUGCUCGCCGAGGCCUCGGUGCCCUACGACAUCGUGCUGGAAAUGGACGAGAUCAACGACGACUUCGGCGACACAGAUGUCACACUCGUCAUCGGCGCCAACGACACCGUGAACCCGAUUGCGCUGGAGCCUGGGUCCGCGAUCGCGGGCAUGCCUGUGCUGCAUGCGUGGAAGAGCAAGCACGUUGUGAUUAUGAAGAGGGGCAUGGCGAGCGGGUAUGCCGAUGUGCCGAAUCCCAUGUUUUACAUGGAGAAUACGAAGAUGUUGUUUGGCGAUGCGAAUGAUAGCUGUAAUGCUAUCAAACGCGCGCUUGAAGAGCAGAAGUGAGAUAGAUAGUUCUAAGUACCAUGGUGAAUUUCUCCUCUGAUCUAACAAGCGGACUUUUCGUUUCUUUUUGAGUAUGCAGCUUGUGAGCAUGUGUAGAUACAUGACUUUGGCAUGCAUUUGCAAGUGGGGCUUUGUAUCUAUCUAGAUUUCAGGCAUUCGAUGCGAAUAGGAAUAGAUUGCCCCUUUCUG